CGAGAAUUGAGAGGAGGGAGAUCCAAGCUUUGGGGUCUAUAGCAGAGCGGGACCGGUUCGCAUUGAGUGAGGGGCUGAGUAUUUGUGUUGCCUUCCCUAUUGAAACAAAAUUAUCAUGGAGGACAUGGAUGAAAAUACCACUGUCUUUUCUACUCUGCGUUCCUUCAACAGCUUUCUGUCUCAGAGAUCUGAAGGGACGUCACCCAGUCUUGGUGCUUCCAAUACUACUCAAGGUUCUUUACAGAUGCAGUUCCAGCAACGCGUUUUGUUGGAAGACCAAGCUGAGCAAAUUCGUUCCAAGUCGCACCUUAUUCAGGUCGAGCGUGAAAAGAUGCAGAUGGAGUUAAGCCACAAACGGGCUCGUAUUGAACUGGAGAAAGCAGCGAACACAAAUGCCAAGAAUUAUGAGCGUGAAGCAGACCGGAAUCAUGACCUGCUGGCUCGUAUUAAGGGUCUUCAGGACAAGGAGUCAGAUUUCCAGAGCAAAUUACAAGAACAGAUAGAAAUGAACAAAUCAUACAAGAAAAGCAUCGAAACCCAAAGCAAGAAGCUUCUAGAGAAGGAGACCAAGCUAUCUGAGGCUAAUGAGGCCAUAAGCGUGCUAAAGGGAAAAGUGUCCGAACUUCAAUGGAAAAUAAUGAAUCAGGAGAUGCAAAUGAAAACUCAAGAGACCGAAAAGCAGGAGCUGACGGAACAGCUGGAUGUCCUCCACAAAAAACUACAGGAUGGUAAUCAGCAGACACAGACCCUAGAUGAGCUUCAGACACUCAACACAGAGUAUGAACAGAAGGUUAAGAAUCUAGAACAGACGUUAUCCGCUCAGGAACAGGAUGCAGAAAUUGUAAAAAACAUGAAGUCGGAUUUGGCUAAAUUACCAAAAAUGGAAAGAGAACUGCAGCAGCUUAGAGAAGAGAACAACUAUCACAGGGAAAUGAAAGAAAAUAAUGCUCUGCUGAAGGAAGAAGUAGCGGGUCUGAGAAGAGCUGCUGAACGCUAUGAUAAGAUGAAAGAGGAUCUGGUGGGACUGGAACUGGAAAAAGAGACACUUAUGAAGAAACUGAAAAACUGGGAGAACCUGGAGCAAGUUACUGGUCUAAACAUACGAACUCCUGAUGAUCUCUCCAAGCAAAUAAAUGCUAUACAACAACGUGAGAUUAAACUUAAAGAGGAGAACCUGAGUAUUUCUAACAGUGCCCGCAUGAUAGAGAACGCUCGGCACAAGUUGCAGGAGGAACUUCUGAAGGUCCAGAAUAAUUACCUAGAAGAAAAAAAGAACAGAGAACAACAGGAAGCCUUGGUGAGACGCCUUCAGAAGCGGGUCCUGCUACUCAGCAAGGAACGUGAUGGAAUGAGAGCGAUUCUGGAGUCUUAUGACAGUGAACUGACCCCGUCAGAAUAUAGCCCUCAGCUGAGUCACCGCUUACGAGAAGCAGAAGAGAUGCUAAAGAAAGCUCACAGUUGCAAUACAGAGAUGGAGACACAAAUAUCCCAUGCGUUGGAAGAGGCAGGAUCACAGAAACAGAGAGCAGAGAUGUUAGCAGGAGAACUAAAAAUUGUGAAGUCUCAGAUGGGAACGUCAGACCAGAGUGUAUCCAUUACUAACGAGGCUGUAAAAUCGCUCAGGUUAAAGAUUGAGGAACUUGAAGGAGAACGUGGCCGACUAGAAGAGGAAAACAAAAUCCUUGAGAUGAAGCUGGAAAGGCUCUGUCUUCAGGGUACUUACGAUCCAAGCAAAACCAAAGUUAUUCACAUGAGCAUGAAUCCUGUAUUUGAGGCCAAGCGGAACCGUAAGGAAGAGGUUCAGCAGCUGAAGGAAGAAUGCGAUAAACUACGAGAGCUUGUGAAGAUACUGGAGGCAGGAGCCCCUCUUCCUGGUAAACUAGAAGCUGCUGUGAGCCUACCUUCUUCACUAGAAAUUACAGAGCUGAAGAAACAGGUAGAAAGUGCAGAACUGAAAAACCAGCGCCUUCGAGAAGUCUUCCAGACAAAAAUCCAUGAGUUUCGUACGGCUUGUUACAUGCUAACUGGAUAUCGCAUUGAUAUAACUACAGAGAACCAGUACCGCCUUACCUCUAUGUAUGCAGAGCACAAGGACGACAGCCUGCUCUUCAAGACCUCCAGCUCCUCCGGUGGGAAGAUGCAACUGCUGGAGACGGAAUUCUCACUGACCCUGCGUGACUUAAUUGAUCUACACCUUCAUCACCAGCACAGCAUCCCAGCAUUCCUUAGUGCCGUCACCCUUGACCUCUUCAGUCGCCAGACAUUUGCCUAGGGGUUACCUGCUCAAAUCAUCUGUGCCUUGCCAUCUUCUUAAAGGGAUAACAACCUGUAGAACUACAGUUAGUUCUAAUGAAGAAUAUGUUUGGAAAAUGAAUUUACGGAUUUGCUUUGAAUAAAUUAGGAUUAAAUCUUAUUCCAGUUGUAAACAUAGCAAUGCUGAUUAGAGGAUUUUAAUCUUAAUUUAUUUUGCACCAGAUCUUGUGUGAAUUUUGCUGAAUUAUGCCUGGUGUAGUAAACAGAAGACCUUUAUAUUCAAAGUAAAAUAAUGUGAUUUAACUGGAGAACACACACAGCCAAAUGUAACUGCUAUCAAAACUUUUUCUUAAAAUAUUAUACAAAAUAUUAUUAUUUUUCUUGAAAGAACUAUAAUAAUUUUGUGUCCCUUAAAGAUGGCAUUUCCAAAACCUCAGGUUAUAGUAAAGUUACAACGUUUUGUAGUAUAUAGUGCGAUUGUGAUUACCACUUAAAAAAAAUAAAAUUGUUAAGGUUGGGAUAUUAAGAAAAGUUACUUUUUUAUGUGCAGAGAAAUGUAAAUGUCGAACAUACUGUUGUCAACCUACCAAAUAUGUUAAAAAAAAAUAUUUACUACAAAUAAAAUGAAUUUCUGGUGUGCAAGUAAUACAUUUUAAUUAAAGAAUUUUCCGUAUAAA
This is a messenger RNA of Bombina bombina (fire-bellied toad), 2930 nucleotides long. RefSeq names its product mitotic arrest deficient 1 like 1 (gene MAD1L1). Lineage: Eukaryota; Metazoa; Chordata; Amphibia; Anura; Bombinatoridae. The transcript has 18 exons. Gene Ontology annotation, biological process: attachment of mitotic spindle microtubules to kinetochore; mitotic spindle assembly checkpoint signaling. Bases 116 to 2272 code for a protein of 718 amino acids. The record is from RefSeq and is a predicted model, not a curated record. Gene Ontology annotation, cellular component: kinetochore; mitotic spindle; nuclear envelope.